Brassicogethes aeneus is the source of this 648-nucleotide messenger RNA. The record is from the annotation of a GenBank genome assembly. NCBI's taxonomy places the organism in Eukaryota, Metazoa, Arthropoda, Insecta, Coleoptera, Nitidulidae.
AUGCUGUGGCCUACCAGUAAUCCUCCAUUAUCAGAAUUAUCAAAUUACAUGUCAGCGUACUAUGGUCUGAUUACUGAUUGUUAUCGCAAGGGCGGCAAAAGAGGUGGUAGGAACGGGAGUUUUGGGAUUUAUCCAAUAAGCUGGGGUAAGCGGCCUGUAUCUUUAUCUGCAUCGGACUCAGGCACACCAGGUACAUCAGGUAGGCCUAGCACUUCAUUUAAAGAAGGAAGAUUACUAAAAUCAGGUGCAAUUGAAGCAUCACAUGUCGUGAGGGAUGUAACCACGAAAUCACCAUCACAAGCGAUAAAGUUCAUAUCGGCUAUGAAGGUAUCUGAAGUGGCAUUGUCGUCUAUUCUGGAAUUUAAAUUAACUGUAGCGGCAUAUUUAAAUCAAAGAAAACUUGCGAUACCGCACAAUGCCCCGAUAUAUCCAUCGUAUCACAAAGUUUUAGACGCCAAAAAGAGAUGUUACCCUUCAGGAAUAGGAGUAACCGAGACCAGUGCAGAGGUGAAAUUACAAGAACUUUUAGACCAUACGUCUGACAGAAUUUUACUAGCACAAGAGGAAAUAAUUGACUCGUUAGAUAAGGAAAAUGUUGCUAAACUUACAUUAAUUGUAAAAUGGGGUUGCGAGGGAAGUUCGGGAUAA